AAGAAGAAGAAGAAGAAGCAGCAGCAGAAGAAGAAGAAGGUGGUGGUGUGUACGUCACACGGAGAGCUCGUGAUGGCGGUUGAUUUGACUCCGCGUUUUAGAAGGUUGAACAGCCAAACGAAGAGUUUUCGUGAAAAUAUACAGCAUGGUUUCUCGGGGCCCUUUGGUGCCACCCAGCUGUGGCACAACAUCAUCCAGGCCCUGCAAACCCAGGUGGAGGUGCGUCGCUGUAGAAGGCAUCUACGCGUUCAUGCCGAAUGUUUCACAGGCUCUGACGCUGUGGAUGCUGUCCUCAGUUAUUUGAUGCAGAAUGUGGUGUUUUGCACAAGUGAAGUGUCUCGCCUCAAAGCUGCUCGACUCUGCCAGGCUCUGAUGGAGGCCAAGGUGUUCGAACCAGUGGGUACGAAGCUGUUUUGCAGAGACAAAGAAGUGGCUUUUGAGGACAGCAGCUGCAGCCUUUACCGUUUCCUGGAAUAUAAAGUGUUAGCCAAUUCUGCCUUAAAGGAGUCCGAUUGCCAGAGUGACACAGAAAACAUGCCACCAGAGGAACAGGGGCUAAAGAGGAAGAAGAGCUCCAGGAGGCUGAAUGAAAUGAGGACAAUAUCUAAUCCUCUUGCUGUUGGACCAUCAGACAGGAGAGUUGAGAGGCUGUUGAGGACCAUCAACCUGCGACCAACCUUCUCUCUAGCUUUAAACACUACCCCCAUUACUUCUGCCAUUUUGUCAAAAACUGUGGUUGCUGAGGUUUGGAAGCAGCAGACACUCCUGCAGCUGCUGCAGAUAGUGGAGCUGCCAAUGCUGGACUGUAUCCUGACUUCUCCUGCCAGGGUUCAGCUCCGUGCCUGCAGAGCUCCUCUGGCCACCCAGGACCUGGUUAUCUCUAACACAUGUCUGGAGAGAGAGCUGCCCAACACCUUAAAUCUGCUCCAGUUGGAUGGGUGGCUGUUGGCAGCGGCAGACUGCUUGGAGCUCUUUCCCGACCAGCUGAUUGUGGUUGCAGGGGAACAGCUCAGCCAACAAGGUGGAAAUGCAUAUUCAGAAGAUGAGCAGGCAGAGCAGAUGGCAAGUCAAAAGAGACUGCUCUUUGACACCAUUGCCAAGUACUACAGUGGACAGGAAAAAGCUCCGCUGCUCUCAGGACGCCACCUUGACAUACAUGCUGCAAUUCUGAAUUUGCUGGAUAAAGAUAAGUUGCAGGAUGCCAUCAAAGCAUCUCAGUUGUGUUUUCGACUGCUGGAGACAAGUGUGAGAGAUGAACUCAGGAGACUGCUGGCCUUCAUGGCCACAGCAGCUCGCCCAGAUGCUUGCCGUCUUCAAAAACAGAUUGAUAACAGGGCCUUGGUCAGCCGCACUUUUCAGAGAGCAAUUGUCCAGAAUCAUGAACUGACUCGAUCCCAAAGUGAAACCCUGGUGCUGUUUCUCAUGGACAAAUGCACUGAGCUCUUCAAGACUCCUAUGUCCCUUAUUGAAGCUGUGAGGAGAACACUGAGGACUAUGCAGCAGGGAAAAGACCCUGACUCAUGUGCCACGUUCACCUUCUGCCAACAGGUGACGCCACAGGAGUACGAGGACCAGCGAGAGGCUACCACCCUGGAGAGCCUCAAACAGCUUCUUCAUGACAUUUCCUCCAGCAAAACCAUACCUGUCAAGGAGAGGAGGAGGCUGCUCAAAGAGUUUGAAAAACAUCACCCCGUGGUCUUCUUCCAGCAUUUAUCCAGCACCUUCUGAAACGUACAACUCAAGGUUUAUUUUACAACUGAAAAGCUAGUUUACAGCGCUUACACUGAAGAAUGAUAAUUUAAUGCGCAUCAUGGGUCAAAUUUAAGGAUAGACACCUAUAGCAUGACAUUAACAUUCCUUUAAGUCACAAGAGGCCUACAAUAGUUGAGGUUUUAUUUGUAUUGUAGAUUUACCAUUAAGUCGGUCUUAUUACAGCCCUGUAGCACUGGAUGCAUUGUCUAUGGGAUCGACAUUUUAUUUUGAUGAAGCCUUUUGAACUCUGUCCAAGUCCUAGGUUUGAAUGGUUAUUUUUAUUUUUUUAAGAUUAUUUUUUGGGCAUUUUUCGGCCUUUAUUUGACAGGACAGCUUAAGUUGUGAAAGGGGAGAGAGAGGGGGAGUGACAUGCAGCAAAGGGCCGCAGGCCGGAUUCGAACCCCGUCCGGCUGCGUCGAGGAGUAAGCCUCUAUACAUGGGCAUCCGCACAGACCACUGCGCUAUCUGGAUGCCCCGCAGUAGGUUAUCAAUAAUGAAAUAGCAAUUUGUAAUAAUUUUACAUUAAUGACACUGAUUUGAUGUUAAAGAGAUGAAUAAUGUUAAUAAAGGGCAUUAGCUUUUGUGCACUAGAUUGUCCUAGAAUUGCUGUAGAAGACAGUAUAUGCAAAGUAAAAGGGAUUACUGAAAAAAAACUACUUGCGUUUAAUCAGCCAUUUAGCCAGCUGUUGUGAGGCUGCAAUUGUGCACUAAUUGAUGUAUUGCUUGGUCCAGGUAUUGAUACUGUAUUUGGAUAAACGUAUGUGUUAUCAUUACGAUUUAUUAAAGUUAGGCUGAUUUUAGCUUUGGUAAUGGAAGUGCGGUUUGCAGAAGUAAUGCUGUGCCCGUUGAUCAGGCAUUAAUAUUUCUACAUGACAACUGAAGACAUUAUGGCGGCCUUUUUGUUUUCAGUUUUACUGAAUUAUACUGUAGUACGAUAGUAAGGAAAAUUACUGGUAAACGCAACACUAAUGUAGCUGAAUAAUGUUUAAUUCUAACUUUACUCUGUUAAAGAUGAAGGCAUAUUUUUCUCUGAUUUGUAAAAUUUAGACUAAUAUGAAAUGAAAGCAAUAAGGGUACAAUAAUAUAUUAGGCUAACCAUAGCUCAGGUAAAUAUUAUUUUUAAUUUUCAGGGGCUUUAAGCUUGUUUUUAGUGCCAUAUCUUGGUCAAAUAUCUUAAUUUUAACUUUUUAGGAUUUUACUUGAAAAAUGGACAUGAUUCUUUUAACGAAAGAUGUGAUGAAUAAUAACUUAAUAUUGUUUUAGGCUACUAAUUUAAUCUUUGGUUAAGCAUGAUGCCUCAGUUGGAUUGUAUUUUGUUUUGUGAAGCCAUGGCAAUGUAAUAGUAAUUUACAGUCAAAUCUCAUUAAGUCAGCAUCUUUUGUUCUUCACAUACACUGAAAUCAUGUUAGAUUGCACUUUAUGAUGCUGAAAUGUCUAAUAAAGUUUGCAUU
Etheostoma spectabile (orangethroat darter) is the source of this 3203-nucleotide messenger RNA. RefSeq names its product DEP domain containing 4 (gene depdc4). Lineage: Eukaryota; Metazoa; Chordata; Actinopteri; Perciformes; Percidae. The record is from RefSeq and is a predicted model, not a curated record. Gene Ontology annotation, biological process: intracellular signal transduction. The coding region runs from base 73 to 1728 and encodes 551 amino acids. The transcript is spliced from 9 exons.